AUGUCUGGGACCUCUUGCAAUAUAUGUUAUAAUGCUUUAUCUCCUGCGAAAACUGUCUUAUGUCGUUCCUGUUCAAAAGGUUUUCAUCCAGCAUGUACGGAGUUAAAAUCUUUAACUAACUUUAAUAAAAUGAAACAAGAAAAUAAACCAUGGAACUGUUCUGACUGCCAAAGUAAAAAUCUCACAGUGAGAAAAAAAAAUGAUAUUUCAAAUAUUUCGUCAAACCCAGAUUCAUACAGUAAUCUUGUAAGUAGUAUAAAUAAUAUAAAAUCUACUUUGGAUGAAAUUAUACGCAAACUUAAUACUCUUACUAAAUCUAAUUCGGAAUUAGAAAAGUCAGUCAAUUACUGUUCGGAUAAAGUGGAUAGUUUUGAUAGUACACUUAAUAAAUUAUCUAAUUCUAUCAGUGAACAAGGAAAUAGAAUAUCUAAAACUGAAUCAAGAUGCUUAAACUUAGAAUUAGAAAUGGAAAAACUUCACUCACAUAUUAAUUUUUUGGAACAAGAUAAACUCGUCAAUAAUAUCGAAAUAACCGGUAUUCCAAUGACAGACAAUGAAAACACCUUUGAGAUAAUAAAAACCAUAUCUAACAAAUUAAAUAUCGAGCUUGAUGAUAAAAAGGUGAUUAAGGCCUACAGAAGUCCAUUAAAUAAAAAUAAGACAAACUGCCCUAGUAUUAUCGUUCAUUUUGAUAAUACUAGCACUAAAUUGGAGUUAAUUAAAGCAAUAAAACUACGUGCUAUAAAUCAAAAUGGGCUUUUGGCUAAUGAAAUCCAUACAUCAUUUGCUAAGAAUAAUGUGUAUAUAAAUGAUCAAUUAACAAAAGACAAUAAACACCUUUUCUGGUUUGCUAGAUUAGUUUCAAAAAAUUAUAACUAUCGUUUUUCAUGGGCAAAUCAUUCUGGUGUCUUCAUCAAACGUGACGAAGGAAGUAGAUUUAUAAAAAUCAUAUCUAUCAAUCAACUGAAAAAAUUGGACACGGAGAAAAGCGUUACUCAACUUUGGUGA
Messenger RNA from Metopolophium dirhodum (rose-grain aphid), 1008 nucleotides. RefSeq lists its product as uncharacterized. The transcript has a single exon. NCBI's taxonomy places the organism in Eukaryota, Metazoa, Arthropoda, Insecta, Hemiptera, Aphididae. The record is from RefSeq and is a predicted model, not a curated record. Bases 1 to 1008 code for a protein of 335 amino acids.